UGUUUUGAUUUGCACUCAUUUGUUUUUUUUCUUACUUCUUCAUGCGGUUUUGUUAUUAAAUCAUUAAACGAAUCAAUUUUAAUUAAUUAAUUUUAUAAAAUAAAUAUCAAAUUUAUUUUGAUUCUGAGAAAAGAUAAUCUAAAAAUAUUUUCCUUUCCAAACAUGGAGUGCAUUGUGUGCCAUGAAGUAACCAACAAAUACAAGUGUCCAAAAUGUUUGGGACAGUAUUGCUCUCUUAAAUGUUACAAAGUACAUAAAGAUUCCCCUGAAUGUGUUCUGAAAGUAAAUGAAACUGAAAUUGCAAAAACUCUUGCCGUUGAUGAUGAAGAAGAACCCACGGUACAUGAGCCCUUUAAAACUGAAGAUACCGUUCCCAAAGAGAAAUUACAAAUGUUGGGCACAAAUGAAUCGCUUAAGAAUUUACUAUAUAAUCCUUAUUUAAGAAAUUUACUGACAGAAAUCGACACAGCACCAAAUGCUUGGAAGGCAAUUAGGGCAGCAAUGCAGGAACCCUUAUUUCUGGAAUUUGCCGAUGAAUGUUUGAAAAUUGUGGAGCCACAAAAUGAAGAAGACUGAUUUUGAAUUAAGAAGAAAAUAGUUUGUAUAAAUUAAAGAUAAAUAAAUAAUUUUAUAUCUAAAUAA
Molecule: messenger RNA, 642 nt
Organism: Musca domestica (house fly)
Lineage: Eukaryota; Metazoa; Arthropoda; Insecta; Diptera; Muscidae
Product: zinc finger HIT domain-containing protein 3
Exons: 3
Coding region: 163-576 (137 amino acids)
Biological process (GO): box C/D snoRNP assembly; snoRNA localization; maturation of LSU-rRNA from tricistronic rRNA transcript (SSU-rRNA, 5.8S rRNA, LSU-rRNA)
Cellular component (GO): pre-snoRNP complex; nucleus
Molecular function (GO): protein binding
Source: RefSeq, a predicted model, not a curated record